Molecule: messenger RNA, 2712 nt
Organism: Rhododendron vialii
Lineage: Eukaryota; Viridiplantae; Streptophyta; Magnoliopsida; Ericales; Ericaceae
Exons: 5
Coding region: 1-2712 (903 amino acids)
Molecular function (GO): nucleic acid binding; RNA-DNA hybrid ribonuclease activity
Source: RefSeq, a predicted model, not a curated record
AUGGCAGAGCUCAUGCUCAAAGCUCAGAAGCACAUGAACGCAGAAGAGGCUGUCUAUGCAAGGCGUACACGUGAUGGUUUCGAUCCCCAAGCAGGACCAUCACAGAUUGGCGAAUUCUCCCUAACAGACAAAAGAAGGAAAGAAGCUAAACACCAGAAGCAAACCAGAAAGGAAGACACAAGCAAAGAGCGAAGGGAUGGUGCUGCACCCCGGUUCGGCCCCAUUGGAGAGAUUAAGGUCAUCCAUGGGGGAUUUGCCGGAGGUGGAGAGUCCAGCCAUGCAAGAAAGGCCCACCUUAGAAAAUUGCGAACGGAGGAAUAUUUGAAGGUCAACACAAUUGACCGCCCAAGUAAGAUCCAGAAAAAAGAGGAAAUACCCAUAAUUUUCUCAGAAGAAGAUCUCAAAGGGAUCCAGAUCCCCCAUGAUGACCCUCUGGUCAUAACCAUUGUCAUAGCAAACUACCUCACACGAAGAGUAUUGAUCGACAGCGGAAGUUCAGCCAAUAUACUCUACCUUCAUGCAUAUGACCAGUUAAAGGUCGGACGAAAAAGGCUAAGGCCUAUGGCGUCACCACUAUUUGGAUUUGCAGCAUAUAAUGCAAUCCUAGGAAGGACGACUUUGAACAAGAUUGAGGCAAUAAUCUCCACUUACCAUUUGAUGAUAAAAUUCCCAACAUUAGAAGGAGUUGCCUGUAUCAGAGGAGAUCAGAAAGCAGCACGGGAAUGCUACGUUACUUCACUCAGAGGAGCUAACAUUACCAUGAAUAUAGAGAGUCUCGACACUCGAGAUGAAGAGAAACUCCAACAUGGAGAACCCGUGGAAGAGCUUAUAGAAGAACUUCUAGAGCCACGACAAUCAGGAAAGACAGGCAUAUCUCACAAGCUGAAUGUUGACCCCACUGUACGUCCAGUUAAGCAGAAGAAAAGAGCCAUUGCUCCAGAACGAAAUGAGGCGGCAGCCAAGGAGGUAGAUAAGCUCAUUCAAGCGGAGUCCAUCCGUGAAGUUCUUUAUCCCGACUGGUUGGCCAACGUGGUCAUGGUGAAGAAUGCUAAUGGCAAAUGGAGAAUGUGUGUAGAUUUCACCGACCUCAAUAAAGCGUGUCCCAAGGAUAGCUUUCCCCUCCCCAAAAUUGACUCUUUGGCAGAUUCGACUGCUGGACAUGAGCUUCUUAGCUUUAUGGAUGCAUUUUCAGGAUAUAAUCAAAUCCAAAUGCACGAAGGAGAUCAAGAAAAAACCUCAUUUAUCACUGAUAGGGGAUUAUAUUGCUACAAAGUAAUGCCCUUCGGUCUUAAGAAUGCAGGGGCGACAUACCAGAGGUUGGUCAACAGAAUGUUUAAGCAACAAAUCGGACCCAAUGUAGAAGUAUAUGUAUUUGACAUGCUGGUUCAAAGUGCUAAGGCACAUAACCAUGUUGAUGAUCUAGAAGAAACCUUCCAGGUUCUCAAAAAAUACCGAAUGAAGCUCAACUCAACAAAAUGUGCUUUUGGAAUCUCGUUAGGGAAGUUCUUAAGUUUCAUGGUGUCUCAGAGAGGGAUCGAGGCAAAUCCAGAAAAGAUUCAGGCUAUACUCGCCAUGCGUUCACCGCGGAAUAUAAAGGAGGUCCAAAAGCUCACAGGACUAGUUGCAGCUUUGAGCAGGUUUAUUUCACGAGCAAGUGACAAGUGUCAAACAUUCUUUAAGGUUUUGAAAAAGGCCUUUGAAUGGACAACCACGAAGGAAAUAGCUUUUACCCAACUGAAGGAGUAUUUGGUAUCACCACCAUUGCUGAGUAGGACUCAGGAUGGAGAGAAUCUAUUCCUGUACUUAGCUGUCUCCCCUCAAGCCGUCAGCACGGUUUUGGUUCGGGAAGAGCAGGGAACCCAACUCCCAGUAUAUUAUACCAGCAAGGCACUACGAGGAGCUGAGUUAAGAUACCCUAGAGUUGAAAAAAUAGACUUUGCAAUGGUAUUGGCAAAUUUCCUUGCAGAAUACACAUAUCCAGAGCCGGAGGAGCUCCCCAAAGAAGAACCCAAACCUUGGGUCCUUCAAGUUGACGGAUCAACAACUAAAGAUGCAAGCGGAGCAGGCUUAAUUCUAACAUCCCCGAAAGGACAACGCCUUAGCUACGCGCUUAGGUUUGAGUUCAAAACAACCAACAAUGAAGCCGAAUACGAAGCCCUAGUGGUUGGAUUGGAGCUGGCAAGUGCCGUUGGAGCUAGCCAUGUGCUGGCCAAAAGCGAUUCACAACUAGUUGUGGGACAAAUCCUCGGGGAAUACACCGUCAAGGAAGAGAUCAUGCAAAAGUAUGUGGAUAAAGUAAAGGCUCAAGUUGCGAAAUUGCAAAGCUUCAAUAUUGUCAGAAUCCUAAGGGAGGAAAACGAUGAAGCAGAUUAUUUGGCAAAGCUGGCCACGGCUAAGGAGGACGCUAUUCCACGGAAUACACCUGUAAGAUACUUAGAGUUGCCAAGUAUCAUCUCCCCAGAUAUAGAAGUUCAGGCCAUCAAUUACAGUGACUCAUGGACUGGUCCCAUUGUUGACUACAUAACUAAUGGGACACUACCAAGAGAUAAGGUCAAAGCAAGGCAGCUCAAGAUCAGAGCUGCAAAGUACUUGAUGAUGGGAGAUGUGCUAUAUAGAAGGAGUUUUUCAUUACCUUACCUGAGGUGUCUCACCACAAUGGAGUCUAUGCAAGCUAUGGAAGAGGUCCACCAAGGAAUAUGUGGGGAUCACUAA